GCUAGACAAGACAGAAAGAGAAAGACACACACACGGACAUCAGGAUUUUUCAGGCAUCUCUAAAACCACAGAGCUGCAGUUACCGUGACUUGACUUUGACAGAAGCUAAUAAAAUGUCAGCUCUGAAUUCCAGUCAACCUUGGUAUUGGACAAACAGCACUGGGACCUUCUACAACUACCUCAGCUUCCAAGUACAAAAAAUUUACCCUUUCCACGAUAACUGGAAUACAGCUUGCUUUGUUAUUCUAAUUAUUUUCAUUAUCACAGUCAUUUCUUUGGCUGUGCUGGCUUUUCUCUACGAGAUUCUUGACUGUGGCUGUUGUUCCAAAGAGAAAACUGUGAAAGACUUGCAGAAUGAGUCAAGUUCUGUCAGAGCCAUGAUUGAAAGAGUACGGAAUCGUAAUACAGAAGUUGUCUAGGAUAAAAGAUAAUCUAUAUUGAAGAAAGAAAGACUUUACACGGCAUGAAUAAAACAAAUGGAAUACUGUGGUUUUAGUGUAUGUUAUUUAGCAAAAACUGUUUUUUAUGUAUCUUAAAGCACAACUGUUUACAAAGUCAGAUGUGUUCCAGAUGCUUAAAGGAAAAAGACAGCAUUGCUUUUUCCUUUGCCUUAUUUUCCCAACAAAGAACAAGCCAUUAGUGUUUCUAAUGUUAUACAAAACUGAAGGCAUUCUAUAAAUAAAAAGCAAACUACAACACGUGA
Protopterus annectens (West African lungfish) is the source of this 703-nucleotide messenger RNA. It is a transcript of the gene SMIM18, whose product is annotated as small integral membrane protein 18. Bases 114 to 419 code for a protein of 101 amino acids. The record is from RefSeq and is a predicted model, not a curated record. Lineage: Eukaryota; Metazoa; Chordata; Ceratodontiformes; Protopteridae. The transcript has 2 exons.